ACUGACAGUCCCUACUCCCUCUGACUUGCCACUUGUCUCUUGCACUUCUUGCAGUCUUGCCUGUCAUCCGAGUAUUCCGAGUUAUGGUAAUAUACUAAUAUGGUCUUGGUCCUUGUUUCCAGAAUUUCAGUUCAUUGAGUUCAUUCUGUUUUUUUCCGCAAUGUCAACAAACUAGUAUAAUAUUAAUACAUUUUAAUUUUAAUUCAAUUAUUCAGCACUUCAGCGGCAUUUGAAGUUGAUAACAAUUACGGAUUAAGACACCAUAAACUACGGUCUUAGCUUAGUCCGUUGGCAUACUGACCUCAACAAUAAUUACUGAAUCUGACCAUCAAAGAACAAUAAAACAAAGAAUUGAAAGUGAUUAAUUAGUUCUAAUCAAAUUCUUUAAUUAAGCAGGUGUUGGAGGAUUGGUGAGCAGAUUGUAGAUACCUACAUAAUAUUAUGUUUUCCUACUUGUGUUAUGAUUUUGAUUUCAAUAAUUGUUGAAAGAAAUUGUACGCGGUGGUACAAUAUCGUCUUGAGAGUAAUUCAAAUUGCCUAUGCCACAGUUGAGUUCACCUCAAAUAACAAUUUUUACAAUUGUACCCCUCAUUAUAAUUUAUCAUUUUAAAUAUGUCUGACACUGAAUACAGCUCAUCAACAGACAGUGACAAUAACAAUGUGUCCCCUUUUUUCAACCGUUAUUUGGGUUAUCCUCAAGGAUUYGAUUAUGAUCUUCAUGUUGAAAGCCCUCCACUUUUAGAAACGGAUAGUUCUUCAGAUAGUGAUAUUAUUCUUGAUGAUAAUCAAUUGUAUUCUUCAUCUAGUGAUUCAGAAGAUUUAAAUCGUUCAGAUGAUGAAUCAUCUCUAAGUUCAAGGAGUUCAUUUAUAUUAAAAUUGAUCAAACAAAAACAGAUUAAAAAAAUCAAAAUUAAUUCUUCAAAGUCCAAACAUUGGUGUCUGCCCAAAGAAUUAUAUAACAGAGAAAUUGGCCAGUAUAACCACCGUGCUCAGUGGGGUUAUAAUUUCUAUCAAUCAGUAGUAGCUGUACAUAAACUCAAAUUGAGUAAGCAGCUAAAAGGCCAUCAAGGAUGUGUAAAUUCAAUUGACUUUAAUAAAACUGGAGACAUGAUAGCUAGUGGAUCAGAUGACUUUAAAAUAUGUUUAUGGAAUUGGUCUAAUGGAAAGUGCUUACUCAAUUACAAUAGUGUACAUACUCAAAAUAUUUUUCAAACUAAGUUUCUCACAACACAAGGAGAUACCCAAAUUGUAUCAAGUGGACGGGAUGGUUUAGUUGUGUUGUCUAAUGUAGAUAAUUAUGAUGAAAUAUUUAGUAAAAUAAUAGCACGCCAUGAUUCCUCUUGUAACCAAGUUGGUGUACAUCAUGAAACACCAUAUGUAGUUCUCAGUUGUGGAGAUGAUGGAAUCGUUAAAAAUAUUGAUAUUCGUGAAUCUCCUAUUACUGAAAAUAAAAGAAUUACCAAUAUACUACAUAUCAAAAAURUUCGUGGUAGUUGUAUGCAUCUAUAUGGUAUUGACAUUAAUCCUAUGAAGCCAUAUGAGUUUAUUGUAAAUGGUGAUGAUGAAUAUAUYAGAAUGUACGACAAAAGACAACUAACCGUGGAUCCAGUUAAACUAUUCCAUCGUGAGCUAAAAAAUACUAAAACAGAAAAAACUGAUACUAAUAAUAGAACGGACAAUAGUACUAAUAAUAGCAAUGAUAAUAUUGAUGUUGGUGACGUUGAUCAUAGUGCUGUUGAUGUCGUUGACAAUAAUAGUGAUAGUUCUAGUUAUAUCCAUGUUGAUUCUGACUCUGAUAUGGAGGAGAUUUCAAGUUCAGAACCAUAUUAUAGACACAUUACAUCUGCUGUUUACAGUUAUUGUGGAACUGAAAUUUUAGCUUCUUAUAGUGAAGAUGACAUUUAUCUAUUUGAUGCUCUUGGUCGAUCAAAUUCAGUAUUACACAAUUAUAGUGGCCAUAUAAAUAAAAUGACUGUCAAAGGAGUUAAUUUCUAUGGACCAAGAAGUGAUUACGUAGUAUCUGGAUCAGACUGUGGAUUUAUGUUUAUAUGGGAUAAAAAAACUGAAGCUAUUGUCCAAAGAAAACGUGCUGAUAAAAAAGGAUGUGUUAACGUAUUAGAAGCACAUCCACAUAUACCAACCCUGGCAACUAGUGGUUUAGAUAAAACUAUUAAAAUAUGGGAACCUUUAAAUGUAUCUCAAGGUCCGAAUAAAAACAUGGUCAGAUUGGUAUGGCAUAUAAGGUCAAAACCCAUUUGACCAAAUAUCAUAGAGCUUAAGAGCUAACACUAUUUAGCCAAAAUUUCAUAAUAUAAUUAACCAUUAUAUAUUUGAUGUUUAUUUUUUAAGAAAAAUGUUAUUAAAAUUAUUUUUUGGUUACAUAUAUUAUAUAAUAAAUAGUAUAGGYGAUGAUUAUAUUAUUUAGGAGAGUUGAGUUUUAACACCAACCCUCUUAGCUAUGGGACUGCAUGUAAACCAAACAAAAAGAUUUUGACAAAAAUAAGUUUUUAAUUUAAA
Diuraphis noxia (Russian wheat aphid) is the source of this 2517-nucleotide messenger RNA. RefSeq names its product DDB1- and CUL4-associated factor 8. NCBI's taxonomy places the organism in Eukaryota, Metazoa, Arthropoda, Insecta, Hemiptera, Aphididae. The record is from RefSeq and is a predicted model, not a curated record. Gene Ontology annotation, cellular component: cytoplasm; Cul4-RING E3 ubiquitin ligase complex. Gene Ontology annotation, molecular function: protein binding.